Lotus japonicus is the source of this 948-nucleotide messenger RNA. RefSeq lists its product as uncharacterized. The coding region runs from base 1 to 948 and encodes 315 amino acids. The transcript has a single exon. The record is from RefSeq and is a predicted model, not a curated record. Lineage: Eukaryota; Viridiplantae; Streptophyta; Magnoliopsida; Fabales; Fabaceae.
AUGCAACAACAGGCUAACAACCCUGCUGCACCGCAAUCUAAAGAAUCUUCAUUGGAGGAUAUGUUGAAGCAGAUGACAGCCCAAAACAUGCAGUUCCAACAAGACACCAGAUCCUCUAUUCAGAAUCUGACCACCCAGAUAGGACAGAUGGCUACUUCAAUAAACCAGCUCCAGUCCCAGAAUUCUGAUAAGCUGCCCUCUCAGACGGUUGUCAAUCCAAGAAAUGUGAGUGUCAUCACCUUACGGCCGGGGAAGCAAAUUGAUGCAGAUCAUGGACCCGAGCCAGAGCCUGAACCUGAAAAGGAGACAGAGACCACUGCCACAAGAACCUUCCAAGUACAACCACCUUCCAUUCCUCUUCCAUUCCCUCUGAAAUCUAUGCCAAGCAAGAAGAAGGAAGAGGUAGAUAAGGGAAUCUUGGAGAUAUUCAAGAAAGUGGAGGUGAACAUACCUCUACUUGAUGCACUCAAGCAAAUUCCAAGAUAUGCAAAGUUUCUGAAAGAAUUAUGCACUCAGAAAAGGAAGUUGAAGGGAAAUGAAAGAGUUCGCAUGGGGAGAAACGUUUCUGCAAUCAUAGGUAAAGCUGGUAAACCUGCUCCUGUUUCUGAUGUUCCUGAAAAAUGUGAGGAUCCAGGUACGUUUUCUGUUCCUUGUGUCAUAGGUGAUACUAAAUUUGAAAAUGCCAUGCUAGAUCUAGGAGCUUCAAUUAAUGUGAUGCCUAUGUCUAUUUUUAAAUCACUUUCACUUGGACCUUUGAAACCUACGGGUGUUGUCAUCCAAUUAGCAAAUAGGAGCACGGCACACCCUGCUGGUUGGGUAGAGGAUGUUUUGGUUAGGGUUGGUGAACUUGUUUUCCCUGCUGAUUUUUAUGUGCUUGAAAUGGAAAAAGGAUCUUCCCGUAAUACAGUUCCUAUCAUUUUGGGGAGACCAUUUUUAAAGACAGCCUGA